Eriocheir sinensis (Chinese mitten crab) is the source of this 3331-nucleotide messenger RNA. RefSeq names its product chitin deacetylase 1-like. Lineage: Eukaryota; Metazoa; Arthropoda; Malacostraca; Decapoda; Varunidae. Gene Ontology annotation, biological process: carbohydrate metabolic process. Gene Ontology annotation, molecular function: protein binding; chitin binding. The transcript has 5 exons. Gene Ontology annotation, cellular component: extracellular region. Bases 13 to 1650 code for a protein of 545 amino acids. The record is from RefSeq and is a predicted model, not a curated record.
GACCUUCACGCAAUGGCUCGCCUUUGGUACAUGUGGAGCACCGCCGUGCUUUUGGCCGCCGCUAGUGGUCUUCAUGCGCCUUUCCUUCCCCGAGAGCGCCGCCAAAUCACCAACAGCUUUGAUUUGGACCUGCCGGUGGAGGACCUGUGCAAGAACAAGGCCAGCAACGAGUUCUUCCGUCUGCCCGACACCAACGACUGCAGGGACGUGUUCAGGUGUGACCGCAGCGGGCGCAGCGGUCCCAUUAGGCUGGCGGCCAUCCGCUGCCCAACACAGCUCGCCUUUGAUGUGGACCGCCAAGUAUGUGACUGGAAGGCAAGGGUCAAGAACUGCGAUAAGCUGGAGAAGCCAACCAAGGUGAAGCCGCUGUUCAACACGGACACGCCACUCUGCCCAGAGGGUCAGCUGGCCUGCGGGAAUGGCGUCUGCCUCUCGCAAGCCUCCUUCUGUGACGGCAUUUUUGACUGCGAGGACAACUCUGACGAGAAUGCUUGCAGCGUGGAGGAGGACCCCAACCGCGCCCCGGUGUGUGACAACAAGCAGUGUGUCUUGCCGGACUGCUUCUGCUCCGCGGACGGCACGCGCAUCCCGGGGAACCUGGAGCCCUCCAAUACGCCUCAAAUGAUCACCAUCACCUUCUCCGGCGCCGUUAACGUGGACAACGUCGACCUUUACCAAGACCUUUUUAAUGACGAGAGUAAGAACCCGAACGGCUGCCAGACGAAGGCCACGUUCUUUGUCUCCCACAGGUACACCAACUACUCCGCCGUGCAGGAGCUGCACCGCAAGGGUCACGAGAUCGGCGUUUUCUCCAUCAGCAACCGCGAGAGUCCCGACUACUGGACGCACGGCACCUACGACGACUGGCUGACGGAGAUGGCCGGGGCGAGACUCAUCCUGGAGCGCUACGCCAACGUCAGCGACAACUCCAUCAUCGGGGUGCGCGCCCCCUACCUGCGGGUGGGCGGAAACACACAGUUCGAAAUGAUGACAGACCAACUCUUCAUCUAUGACUCCUCCAUCACCGCGUCCCUCAGCAAGGUGCCGCUGUGGCCCUACACCCUCUACUUCCGCAUGCCGCACAAGUGUCACGGCAACGCCCAGAACUGCCCCUCGCGCUCCCACCCGGUUUGGGAAAUGGUCAUGAACGAGCUGGAUCGACGCGACGACCCUAAAUUCGACGAGACCUUACCCGGCUGCCACUUCGUCAGCUCCUGCACCAACAUCCGCACCGGCGAGCAGUUCGAGCAUUUCCUGGAACACAACUUCCAGCGUCAUUACCUAACCAACCGCGCACCUCUCGGCCUCCACUUCCACGCCGCCUGGCUGGAGAGUAACAAAGACUACAAGAAAAUUCUCAUCAAUUUCAUCAAAGAAAAGACGUCCCAGAACGACGUUUACUUCGUAACGAUGCUGCAGGUGAUCCAGUGGAUGCAGAGCCCCACGGAGUCCACGGCCAUUAGGGACUUCCCGGAGUGGAAGGAGAAGUGUGACGUGAAGGGUCUGCCUUACUGCUCGCUGCCCAACACGUGUUCCCUCACCAGCCGGGAGCUGCGCGGCGAGACCCUCAAUCUGUACACCUGCAUGCAGUGCCCCCGCGAGUACCCGUGGCUGCUCGACCCCACCGGCGACGGCCUCGAACUCGUGUGAGUCUUAAGAACACCGCAAAGACUUUUAUGAUGAUUAACGAGAAACUGGAAUGCGUUACGAACAGCGGCAAGUAACGUCGAUGUAACGCCAGCAGAAGUGAACAGCAAAUUUGAAAGAAAAACUUAAGAAAUGGUAUUAGUUGUUCUUUUUUGCACCAACACGAGAAAAUAAAAACUCCCUUCAGAGGCAUGAUAAAGAGAGCGGCCACCAAAGAGCACCAAGCCUGACCCCCUGGGCUGCCUGGUUGGCGUGAGGGACACCCCGCCCACCGUCCGGCUGGUCCGACCCGCAAUCUAGUCCCGUUCACCCCCAGCAGCGCCAGUGUUCCUCAAGAUGUCGUUUCCUCUCCCCUCCUCCUCAGCCCCUAAUACCACGCCCCCUCCUCACGACCCCUACCCCAAGAUAUCGUGACCUCUCAAACUGUGCGUCCCUUCCUCGGCUCCCAACACACCAAGACCUUGAUCCAUUUUCUAGGACUCAAAUUCAUCAACCAGUAUCCACCCCCCCCAGUGCUUCUGAUCAUCAACCCAGUGCCUCUAACUCUUGAUUAGGACGACGUUUCGGCUCCCCCUUCCCGCCUGUUUAUGCCCCUAGAAACUUACUGCCCUCAGAAGACUCACUUACAAUUACUCGCCUCCCCUUCCCGCACCAUAGCCUUCCCUCCACGCGCCCCCCUUCCUUCCUUCAGACAAAACCACACUAACUCACGGGUCAAAUUGUGCAUCAUUACUUUUCGUUUUGGUGUGUCAUCGAAACACUUCACGCGAUGGCUCAAAGAAAAGAUGUUAGAGUUGAGAUUAUGUCUUUCCGGAUCCUCGCUUCCUCUUUGUCUCCCUCCCUCGCUUCUUUCUUCAUUCCCCUCUUGCCUCCCUCCACUUGCGUUUUCUCACGGCCAGAAAAAAAAAGGUGUUUCAUUGUCUUUCUAAAGGUCGAUUUUCUGAACGUAACUCCCGAAGGCCCGGUCAUGGAUCACACGCACACACACACACACACACACACACACACACACACACACACACACACCUCCCCGUCACCAUAGUAGAAUAAACAAACUCAUAAGCGAUUCUGUGAGGGAAAGAGAAGAACGUGCUCUCCCUUCCCUUUUCUCUCUCUCUCUCUCUCUCUCUCUCUCUGGCACCUACACGACGAAUCAGACAUCACUGCUUGUAACUUUCAUAGUAUAGAGGGUUAGUUAGGUAUCACUGUUGUAUGAGGUAUGUUAAUCUUAGGUUAUUGUGUGUUUAUACGGUUUCGUGUAUGUUAGUUAUUUUUUGUAUGUUUGAAGUGGGGCUUUUUUUUGCAUCUUUUUUUUCCCCCAUUCAGUUGUCUACAGUAAAAGAAAAAAAAGAGUAAUGUUAUAAGGUAAGCGUCUUUGUACCGUCUGGAGUUUGUUCGUUACGGCACAGGCUCUGAAUGUCAGCGGCGGGGUUGGUAUGUACGUUAGGUUGGUAGCGUUACUGUUAUGUUCGUGGUAAUAGUUCAACGUCGUGCUCUUCGGAAAGUGUUUGAAAUAAGUAUUGACGACACGUAUAUAUAUUUUUUUUUCAUUUCCAUCGAUUUUCAUCAGCAAGACACUCCCCAGGCAUUUCCUUCCACUGGUGUCUCAACCUUGUGUGUAUUUCAGGAUAUUUUUUCUGUAUAUUAUUUUUUGUACGUGAACCAAAAGAUUUCUGAAAGCCAA